AUGAUCAAGAUUCCACUCGCAACGAUCACGAUGAAUUCUUUGGGCUCCCUCCAUCCAUAUUUGGGAUUAGGACAAUUUGACCCAGCCCAUCAGGCCAGCGACCAUUCAGGAAGUGAGACCGAUGAACCGAUCACUCAGUCUCAAGCUUCUACCUCGAUGACUGCCAAAAUCAGAGGCAAGAAGCCUGCUGGACGCAUCAGACCCAAUACUAAGGCCAAACUAGCUGCCUCUUUAGAUAGUUCUGUCGAUAGCCUCAAGAAUCAAGCCUCAGAAGCAAUCAAACGAGAAAGAAUAAGAGCUCAGAGUAUUAUAGAUCAUGAUAAUGCCAAGGUCACCAUAUUGGAAACAGCAGCUCGAUUGGAUCAAAAAUUACUUAUCAUCAAGAGUUCGAAAGCUCCUUCGCAACCUGAGGCAAUGGCGCUCUUUACCCUUAGCUACAAAGAGCAUUUCAGUGAUGUGAUGGCUGCAACAUCAGCAAUCCAGCUCUUUGAGAAUGAGGACAAGUGCACUACUUUUAUCAAUUCACCUCCAGAGUUGCGCUGGACUUGGCUUGCCAUAGCUCUUGGGUAUACUGUUGUCAAUGAAUGA
This is a messenger RNA of Melampsora larici-populina 98AG31, 588 nucleotides long. RefSeq lists its product as uncharacterized. Bases 1 to 588 code for a protein of 195 amino acids. The transcript has 2 exons. NCBI's taxonomy places the organism in Eukaryota, Fungi, Basidiomycota, Pucciniomycetes, Pucciniales, Melampsoraceae. The record is from RefSeq and is a predicted model, not a curated record.